UUAGAGUGUCCAGUUAAUGUUGCAUGUAUUUGGGAUAGAGAGGAAACUGCGAGAAAACCCCAACAUGCAAACACCACACGGGCGGGGCCGCGAUUUGUAUCCCGAUUCCCAGAACUUUGAGACCAAGGCUCUCACAGUUGUUCCACCGUGUCGUUUUCUGGUGGCCCUGGACUAAAUCUCAACUGAUUGGUGAUCCUUAAUCGACCAGCAAUGAAAUCAGAGCACGUUCUCAGCUGUGACAACAAAACCAAGAUAUACCCUUUUCCAGUGGAUAAUCUUUGUCACAGGCUCAGAGCCAGGAUGAAUGCAGAGAUUCGGGGCUGGAGAUCAAGGAUUCUUAUUGGGCAAAGAGAGAAAGGAAAGCAGCUUUCUCCACCUCUCUCGCAUCAUUACAAAAGAGCCAAGACAAAAAAAAAGAUGGAGAGGAUGCAGGGAGAGGGAGAGGUGGACAACGUGGAGCGACCAAGUCCACUGACCGACAAGGACAAGGUGAUGAUUCUGGACUCAUGGGUAAAAGUCUACCAGAACUGUGAUGAUGCUGGAGUGGCCAUACUCAUCAGGCUUUUUGUUAACUUCCCUUCAUCCAAGCAAUACUUUAGCAAGUUCAAGAACAUUGAGGAACCAGAGGAGCUGGAAAAGAGUCCCCAUCUCAGGAAUCACGCCCGAAGAGUCAUGAACAGCAUCAACACACUGGUGGAGAACCUGGAUAACCCGGACAAGAUGGCCUCACUACUGAAGCAAAUUGGCAAGGCCCAUUCACUUCGGCACAAAGUGGAGCCUGUGUAUUUUAAGAUUCUUAAUAGAGUUAUCCUGGAGGUUUUGGGGGAAGAGUUCCCAGAGGUCAUGACAGCAGAGGUGGCAGGAGCGUGGACUAAACUCUUGUCUAUACUCUACUCCAAUAUAACAACUACGUACGAGGAAGUGGGAUGGAUGACGCUGUCAACCUCAACCGGGUGAAGAUUUAUUGAAUGAUGCCCACUUAUUGAUUUCUGACCGUGCGUCUUCAAGGAUGAAUGAGUUAGCUUUGAAAUGCUAUAGCUGUAUUACAGAAACACAGUGUCAUUUUAUCUGUUGGUGCCUAUGGAAUGACACAUGGGAUACAGAGAAUAUGGUGCACACGAUUUCAACCAAUAUGAAUCAAUACUGUUAUCUUUCAAUAUCGCUGUUUGAAAAAAAAUGGAAUCUUGAUUUUUAGUACUGAACUAGAGAGUUGAAGUGAUGAAAAACAAAUUGUAACAAAGGUCAAGAGGACACAUUUGAUGCAGAGAAUGUGCCUUGUAGUGAAUGUCUAUAGUUUGUCCUGAAAACUCAUGUAAAUGUCAUACAAUGUUUUUCUUAAGUGUAUUCACUUGUGUACAAUACAAACAUAAUGGCAUUUUUACAUUUUUAACAGUAAUGAUUGUACAUUUUCUCUUCAUGAUGCACCUUUAUAUUCAUAUUUACCAAUGUUUUGAAGUAAAAAUAUGAU
Molecule: messenger RNA, 1468 nt
Organism: Syngnathoides biaculeatus (alligator pipefish)
Lineage: Eukaryota; Metazoa; Chordata; Actinopteri; Syngnathiformes; Syngnathidae
Product: cytoglobin-1-like
Exons: 6
Coding region: 211-957 (248 amino acids)
Biological process (GO): oxygen transport
Molecular function (GO): iron ion binding; oxygen binding; heme binding
Source: RefSeq, a predicted model, not a curated record